Messenger RNA from Centruroides sculpturatus (bark scorpion), 1190 nucleotides. Its product is annotated as adult-specific rigid cuticular protein 15.7-like. The record is from RefSeq and is a predicted model, not a curated record. Gene Ontology annotation, molecular function: structural constituent of chitin-based larval cuticle. Bases 319 to 921 code for a protein of 200 amino acids. Lineage: Eukaryota; Metazoa; Arthropoda; Arachnida; Scorpiones; Buthidae. Gene Ontology annotation, cellular component: chitin-based extracellular matrix. The transcript is spliced from 3 exons.
CAUAUCUCUCAAUCUUAAUCUAUAUUGUUAUUCCAUCAUCGAGAUUAGAGAUGCCGACAAGUGGACUUUCCAUUCUUUGUUACUUUCGUGUAUUUACCGGAAAUAGGACAUCCCAUAAUGCCCGCGGUCAAACCAAGGUUGCAAAAAUCAGGUUUCAUCAGCCCAUCCCAUCUAACCGUGCGCUACUAUCUGUUGCACGCUUAAUUGAGGUACAAGGUAAUCAUCUGAUAAUGUCCACGAUGAGAGAGUGGACAGUAUAUAAGACUGCUCACCGACCGUUUCAAACACACUCGAAGAAGCUUCUGGAAGAAAGAAAUCAUGAAUAUGCUACCUCUAUUUUUCGUUCUUAUGGUGGUUGGAUGCCAAGCAGGAUAUCAAACAGGAGGUUAUAAUCCUGGAGGAGCUGGCUAUAAUCCUGCAUACUAUGGCGCAGCUGCUGUUGCUAGACCUUAUUAUUCAGGACCAAUUGAUGAAAGCCCGAAGCCUUAUGAUUUCUCUUACGUUGCUCCAGCAAUUGGAGGACAGAGUACUAGAAAAGAAACUGGAGAUGGUUCGGGAAGAGUUGUAGGAUCUUACACUUUGAACGAUGACGAUGGACGUUCAAGAGUUGUGGAAUACGUUGCUGAUGCAGGAGGUUUCCGUGCAUCUGUAAAAACCAAUGAACCAGGAACAAGAAGCGACAGCCCAGCUGAUGUCGAUUUCCAGUCCACAGCUCUCGAUCCCUUUAAGCCAGGAUUUCCUUUUGGACGUGGUGCUGGUGGCAGAUAUGCCGGACAGCCCUCUCAUGCUUAUCCACACUACGGAAGAGUCGGAGCAGCAACAGGAGCAGCAGGAUAUGCACCUGAUGCAUAUCAUGCUGCGGCAUCAGGCUAUAGCAAUUCUAUACAUCAUGGAGCUGGUAAAUAUGGGAGGGCUUGGUAACUUUUAUAGAAAAAUGGGAAUUUUUGUUCAGUUUAACUAGUGGGCUGUCGGGGUUUUCUGGUUUUUUUUUGCGAAAUGUUACGUGAUACGUCAAGCAUCAUCAUUUUUCGUGUUAUUUUGCUUACAAUUGUGUCUGUGAUUAUUUCCCACUAUCGUUUAUGUUUUAUGUACAAAAAUAUGUUUAAAUACUCAUAUAAUCAUCUGUGAUAAUACAAAAUAUGUAUAAUUUUAAAUGCUUGAAUAAAGAUGCUUUGGAAUAUACGAAUAUA